Cajanus cajan (pigeon pea) is the source of this 578-nucleotide messenger RNA. The record is from RefSeq and is a predicted model, not a curated record. NCBI's taxonomy places the organism in Eukaryota, Viridiplantae, Streptophyta, Magnoliopsida, Fabales, Fabaceae.
AUGGGUCUUUCAACAACAACAAUCAAACUUGUUACCACUAACAACAGCACACAUGUUGCUUGUUCAAUUGGUACAGGAGCAGUGGAUUCAGCUUACAAGGCCAUUAAUCUCAUUGUGAAGGAACCUAUAAAACUUUUGGAAUACUCACUGAACUCAGUCACCGAAGGCAUUAGUGUAACUUCCACUGCACGAGUUGUAAUUUGUAGGGAGAACUAUCAUACAUCUACCUAUGCUUUCAAUAUAACUUAUCCAACGUAUAGUGGGAUUGGAACAGGAAUGGAUGUUGUUGUUUCCAGUGUUGAAGCUUAUUUGGUUGCACUAAACAAGCUGUUAGGAUGCAAGGAAUCAUUUAUAUGUGCUGAAAAAAUUCAAAUUUCUGAAUGAGAGAAAUUUGUGCUACUACUUGCAAUUGCGGUCGUCAUUAAUUUGAAAUCGUUGUUACAUGAAAAAAAUAUAAGGAUACUAAAGAGUGAUGGUGUAAGCUCCGUGUCUUUGUCGAGUCUUUAAAUUAAGGGAUUAUGCUUUGUACUUAAAUAUUAAUUGUCAACAAUAAUGAUUUAUUUAUUAUAAGAAACUGA